This is a messenger RNA of Mustela erminea (ermine), 6712 nucleotides long. It is a transcript of the gene ETV1, whose product is annotated as ETS variant transcription factor 1. The record is from RefSeq and is a predicted model, not a curated record. Gene Ontology annotation, molecular function: sequence-specific DNA binding; DNA-binding transcription factor activity, RNA polymerase II-specific. Lineage: Eukaryota; Metazoa; Chordata; Mammalia; Carnivora; Mustelidae. Gene Ontology annotation, cellular component: nucleus. The transcript has 14 exons. Gene Ontology annotation, biological process: cell differentiation; regulation of transcription by RNA polymerase II. Bases 1132 to 2565 code for a protein of 477 amino acids.
CCCGUGCACGUGUAGGAUACAUUUGCUUUUUAUACUUUUCCUCACCUAGAUUGGUCUGUGGUCCUGCUAAAAUUCCCUCCCAACGCAACCGCUCCUAACAAGCAAUUCCUCAGUGCUUUCACUCAUAGAUUAUUUUACUGUCCCAUGAAUGAUAGGGUCUUGUUUUACUUGAGGGUGGCCGUUAAAAAGUGGCGCUGGGUGUUGAAAAACGGGCAAAGAAUUUGGGCCAAAAGCUUACUGGAAACAAGUCUAAGGACCGAGGUAGGCGCCUUAUCAGGUUAAAAGUAGGGGGGGGGGCGGUGCUGGAGAUGUUGAGGGAGAGGAUUCGGGGGAGUAAGGAGGCAUGGGCUUGGUGGGUCGCACUUCAGAGUAUAUACCCGAACCGAACAAAAGUGAUUGAGGCAAUCAGCCCAAUAGUGGACGAAACGCACCGGUAAGGAAUACUAGCGACUCGAUACACAUGGCUUCAGUGUCCCUUCAGGGACAAUAAGCAGCGCGUUAGGAAGGCAGUUGAUUUCCUCCGUAGCUUUUGCAGGCUGUGGAUACUGCGCAGCCCACGGAGCAUCCGCUGGGAAGAGGGGCGCGAGAGAUCCACGAGAAGGGGCAGCAAGCCGCCUGAUUGACAGCUCGAAAUCUGAUCUUGUGAAAGAGACGCGGAGCCAAUGGGAGGCAGCGAUCCAUCAGUUUGGAUUGGAGGCCCCUGGAGGAGAAGUAGAGGAAAAACCACCGAAUUGAGCUCUGUCAGAGGCGCUUUCGGCUUCCAAAGGGGAAGUGCUGGGCAAUAAUUAAUGUUUUUAUUAAAUUUGGAGGGAAUUUUUUGCAGCCGUUCGCCUAGCGUGGCCUUCAGUCCCGUUAGGUGCAAAGCAAGUCUCGUUGAUCGCCAUUGCUAGUUUUGCACACGUUUGCGAAUCAGAGCUACCCGGGGUACACCGACCGCGCAGGGAAACAUCGAGAGUGUAAAUAAAUACAUCGCCUCUUGUUCGGAUUUUUGCUACUGCCGAAAAUAUGUAAAUUGUGAACUCUCUUGGCUCUCUUUGGAUCCAGGUUGAUAGAAGUCCAGAUCCCGAGGAAAUCUCCAGCUAAAUGCUCAAAAUAUAAAACACUCAGCUGAGAUUUGCGAAGAGAAGCAGAAUGGAUGGAUUUUAUGACCAGCAAGUGCCUUACAUGGUCACCAAUAAUCAGCGUGGGAGAAAUUGUAACGAGAAACCAACAAAUGUCAGGAAAAGAAAAUUCAUUAACAGAGAUCUGGCUCAUGAUUCCGAAGAACUCUUUCAAGAUCUAAGUCAAUUACAGGAAACAUGGCUUGCAGAAGCUCAGGUACCUGACAAUGAUGAGCAGUUUGUGCCAGACUAUCAGGCUGAAAGUUUGGCUUUUCAUGGCCUACCACUGAAAAUCAAGAAGGAACCCCACAGUCCAUGUUCAGAACUCGGCUCUGCCUGCAGUCAGGAGCAGCCCUUUAAGUUCAGCUAUGGAGAGAAGUGCCUGUAUAAUGUCAGUGCCUAUGAUCAGAAGCCACAAGUGGGAAUGAGGCCCUCCAACCCCCCAACACCGUCCAGCACCCCAGUGUCCCCACUACAUCAUGCAUCUCCAAACUCCACUCACACUCCGAAGCCGGACCGCGCCUUCCCAGCUCACCUCCCUCCUUCGCAGCCCAUACAAGAUAGCAGCUACCCCAUGGACCACAGAUUUCGCCGCCAGCUAUCUGAACCCUGUAAUUCUUUUCCUCCUUUGCCGACAAUGCCAAGGGAAGGACGUCCUAUGUACCAACGGCAGAUGUCUGAGCCAAACAUCCCCUUCCCACCUCAAGGCUUUAAGCAGGAGUACCACGACCCGGUGUACGAACACAACACCAUGGUUGGUGGUGCAGCCAGCCAAAGCUUCCCUCCUCCUCUGAUGAUUAAACAGGAACCCAGAGACUUUGCAUACGAUUCAGAAGUGCCUAGCUGCCACUCCAUUUAUAUGAGGCAAGAAGGCUUCCUGGCUCAUCCCAGCAGAACAGAAGGCUGUAUGUUUGAGAAGGGCCCCAGGCAGUUUUAUGAUGACACCUGUGUUGUCCCAGAGAAAUUUGAUGGAGACAUCAAACAGGAGCCAGGAAUGUAUCGGGAAGGACCCACAUACCAACGGCGGGGAUCCCUUCAGCUCUGGCAGUUUUUGGUGGCUCUUCUGGAUGAUCCUUCAAAUUCUCAUUUCAUUGCCUGGACUGGGCGAGGCAUGGAAUUUAAACUGAUUGAGCCUGAAGAGGUGGCCCGGCGUUGGGGCAUUCAGAAAAACAGGCCAGCUAUGAACUAUGAUAAACUUAGCCGUUCGCUUCGCUAUUAUUACGAGAAAGGAAUCAUGCAAAAGGUGGCCGGAGAGAGAUAUGUCUACAAAUUUGUGUGCGAUCCGGAAGCUCUCUUCUCCAUGGCCUUCCCAGAUAAUCAGCGCCCACUGCUGAAGACGGACAUGGAACGUCACAUCAAUGAAGAGGACACGGUGCCUCUGUCUCACUUUGACGAGAGCAUGGCCUACAUGCCCGAAGGGGGCUGCUGCAACCCCCACCCCUACAACGAAGGCUAUGUGUAUUAAGGCAAGGGACAGUCACGCAGGGCCUCUUCUCGCUUCUCCUCUUUCUGCAGGUUGCGGAGAAUCUCUCGAGUUCUCUUCAAUCUUUGUUUGAUUUUUGUUGUUUGUAUUUUAUUUUUAAAUAAUAAUACACAAAAAGGGGCUUUCCUGUUGCAUUAUUCUAUGGUCUGCCAUGGACUGCGCACUUUAUUUGAGGGCGGGAGGGAGUAAUCUAAACAUUUAUUCUGUGUAACAGGAAGAUAAUGGGUGAAUGGGUCGGGGAACAUGGGGAUUACUUUUUACUUAGGCUUGGGAUGGGGUCUUACAGGUUUUACGUAUGAUGAAGCUAUAUCAUGUUUAUUUGAUUUCAUAACAACGUAAGAAAAUGUUCAUUUUCUCUGGGUAUCUAUGGUACAGUUAAUUCACAUUGUGUAAAUAUCCACUUGGAGACUAUUUGCCUUGGGCAUUUCCCCUUAUCACUUCUGAGUCUCUGCAAGGUGUACAAAAAACAAACAAAAACAAAAAAACUAAAAAACAAACAAAAAAAAAACAAAAAAAAACCUACUGUAAAUGGCAAUUUAAUUGUUAGAAAUGACUGGUUUUGCACCUGUUGUAAAAAGGUAUUUAGAGAUCGCAUUUGCUGUUUUUUGUUUUGUUUUGCUUUCUCUCUGACUCACAGAGGAUAACCAUAAAAUGGGUCUUUCUCUCUGCAGUUGAGUGAUCACCAUGACUGUAAAUGAGGGGCACAAAUUUUGGACUCUGGCUCCAAACUGAGUCACAGGCCAGUAGCAUUCCGUGUACCUGGUGCCACCUUGCUGUUCAGAUACAAAUCAUACUGUCGUUUAAGUAUUUUGAAGCCCAUUUCAGUUAAAUAAUGAUAUGUCAUGGUCCUUUGAGAUCUUCAUUUAAAUGUUAAAUCUGGGAUCACAAUGAAGCAAAAAAAAAAAAAAAAUCUCACUUCCUUCAGUACAUAAAGAAACAUUAUUUAAUCGAUAAGAAUUAACUGUACUAAAUCACAUAUUACGCUGUUCUAGAUACAGCAAGCACUCCUUAAAAAAAAUAUCCAAUACACUAAAUAGGUACUAUAGUAAUUUUUAGACAUGGUACCCGUUGAUAUGCAUUUAAAUCUUUUACUGCUGUGUUAUGUUGAUAACAUAUAUAAAUAUUAGAUAAUGCUAGUGCUUCUGCUGCUGUCUUUUCUGUAAUAUUCUCUUUCAUGCUGAAUUUACUAUGACCAUUUAUAAGCAAUGCAGUUAACUACAGAUAGCAUUUCAGGACAAAAUAGAUGACUCAAACCAUUUAUUGCUUAAAAAAUAGCUUACGCCAUGCUAUGCUCUAAGCAGCUUUAAUGCACAUUGACAAAUGAAGAGUAAGCUUCAGCUUGCUAAGGGAAACUGUGGAAACUUUUGUAACUUUUGGUGAAAUAGAAAAUUAUUUACAAAUUGUCAAAGACUCCAAGGAAGUUGCUGUAUGACAUAGUGCUGGCACUGAUAUUCAUCUUGUUUUGGACACUUGUGUAAAUGUGUUUGGAUUGUUUGAAAGAAGACUUAAAGAUGUAAAGUUUCAAAGAUUUUUGUUUUGUUUGUGUUUGGCAUUUGGAGAAAAUAUUGAAAGCAAGAUAAGUUGUUUCAUUCACCUAGGACAAAAAAAAAAGAAAAAGAAAAAAGUGAAUGGUGUUAUGAUAUCUUUGAAUAGCUUGCUAAACCAUUCAAAAAAGAAGCCUGAAUUUUGCUCAAUCCAUCAAUAUCCCAGAGGAACAACAUGUUUUAAGCACCUAGAGUGAAAUGUUAAAGAAGAAAAAAUCCUAAACACAAAGCCAGAAUGAACCUAUUAAAGCAUUUCUUGACGAGCACAGGAAAGAUUGUCGAAAGAUGAUUUCCUGGCUACCCGUUUUCCUGCGUGGCACAGAUCACAGCUCAUGUAUCUAAACUGAACAGUUAUUGGGAAACCCACAUGCAUAAUCAACACUACUCACAUUUAAUCCUACAAAAAGGCCUAUUUUUAAUUUCAGCGUAUGUAUGUAACCUGUGAUUUCAAUGAUUGUUUCUGCAUAUACAUUAUAUAUCAUUUGGCCCAUUAUGGGCUAAUAAGUAUGCCUUAAAAAUGAGAACUUUUCCCCACCACUAUGCUCAUGUGGCCAUUUACAGCACUUAGAGUAAAAACAAUUUUAAAAUAUUCAACUAAAGAUUUAUUGGGAAGAGUAUUAACAUAUUGGGAGGAAUUGAAGGAGAAAUUAAAAGUGGGUCUUUAAAAUACCAUCUAAAUAAAGUUGUAUUGAGGAUUCUUUUUUCCCCCCUCUUUUUCUUUUUUUCCUUUUUCUUUUUUCUUUUUAAAAUUCUUGUUCUAAUUUCCCAUUGGGGAAGAAUUCUGCCAUGAGUUAUCUUAAGGGAUCAGAGGAAGAACUGGUAUUAAUUAUAUAUUUAAGGACAAACUUUUUCUGCUUAAGGUAGUGACUCACAAAAUGAGUAAUUGGCCAACAUUAAGGAUAUUUCCAGUACAGAAGGGUUCAAAACAUUGCAUUAUAAACUCUUCCGAAAUGUAUUCUAAGGUUUUUCUUUUUUUUUUUUUUAAAGUUCUGUUUUUAUUCUACUUUUUGUUCUCUUGUGGUUUUAUUUUCAGAUAGAUUAAUAAAUCUGGCAGCUGAUUUCUGCAAGAUUCUCGUGUUUUGAAUUUCUAAUUGAAUUGGCUACUCAAACAUAGAAAGCUAAUUAAAAAUAUAAUAUUUUCCUUCAGUUUGGUAAAAUAAACUAAAAGAAACCUCUCCCCUAAUGUUUGCUGCCUCUUGAUGAUGACAUGCUUUACUCAAGAGACUGAUUCCAACAAAGAAUCAAAGAUUAUAUCCCAAAUAACUAAUGAAAAAUGACUUCAUAAGUUAUGCCUAUGAAGAAUGCUGAAAAAUAAAAAUCCACAAAGCUAACAGUGUAGAGCAGUUCUCUCAAAUCCUAGAAGGAUCUUUGAGGUCAUUUAUUUGAACCUCCUUUGUACAGAUUGUUUUAACUUCUUGUAGCUGCUAUAACAAAGUUAAUAGUCUGAAGCUACACAAAUGUAUCCUUUUAUAGUCCUGAAGAUCAGAAAUCCAAAAUGAGUCUGAAAGUGCUAAAAUCAGUGUGUGUAGGGCUUAUUCCUUUCCAAGGCUCCAAGGGAGAAUCCCAUUCAAUCCCAUUCUAACUUCUUCCACUUAUAGAGGCUGCUGACAUUUCUGGCUCCCUGCCCCCCGCUCCGGGCUUCAUCACUCCAACCUCUGUUUCUGUGGUCACAUCCUUUUGUCUGCUAAAGUCGAAUCUUCCUCUCCCUACCUCUUCUAAGGACAUUUGUGAUUGCCUUUAAGGUCCCCCUGGGAUAAUCUCUCCCUGUCAAGAUCUUUAACUUGAUCAUAUGUUCAAAAUCAGUCUCAUUCACAGAUUGCCAGGAUCAGGACAUGGCUGGGGGGGGGGGCGUGAGGAGGGUGCUGUUAUUCAGUCUGUCAUGUAGUUAAAGACAGGAGUGAAAACACUGAUUGGUUUCCACUUGGGCAAAAAAAGUUCUAUUGAUGGAGGUAGGAUUAGAAGUUACUGAAGAACACUUUUGUUUGCCAUUGUAAUAGUUUUACUUCCCAGAAAUGGUACUGAAAGCAUUCUUUUAAAGUUCACCUGUUCCACUACAGCAUCCGGUAAUUGCAUCAAGCUUUUACAUGAUUUAAUAACCCCUCAUGUAAAUAUUAUGUAAUGAGAGAAAAAAAGUAAGGUGUGAUAAUUACAGAGUACUAGCACAGUUAAUUCUGUUGUCCAAGCCAGAGUUAUAUUUUUAAAAUAAAUUUCUUUUUGUGCUAGUAUGACUUGUUACUGUACGAUCUUAAAGGAUCAUUAUUUUUUAGGUAACAAUUAUAGAGUAUGUCUGUUACUCAAAACAAUUCUAAAAUAUGAGUCAACUUAUCUUUAUAUGACAAGGACAGAAAUCUUUUACCCACUAUUAUAGCAUUUAACUAGGUCAUGGGAGUUUCUAAUAUGAGUUUCUUGGUCUAUCAGCCAACACUUUCCAGAGCUUAUAAUGACAAAACAUUAGAGAGAAGGUCAUUUGAAUGUUUUGUACUGGGUAUCUUAAAAGAGAAAAAGUAAAAUUUAAAAUAAGCGUGUGAGCUACUUUCCAGUUGUAGUUUGACAUGAAGAAGGGGAAUUAGACUUGUUAAAAAAAA